Messenger RNA from Heterotrigona itama, 3429 nucleotides. Lineage: Eukaryota; Metazoa; Arthropoda; Insecta; Hymenoptera; Apidae. The record is from the annotation of a GenBank genome assembly.
AUGAUAUUUAACAAUAAUUGGGCACAUUUUAAUCAGCAGCUGGUGCUUCGUUUUUUCUUGUUUUUCUAAAUAAAUUUAAGAUAUUAGUAAAUCAAUUUUGCAAAAUAUAUUUCACGUAUUAUUACGCUUUAUGUUAUACUUCUAGUUAUUAAAUUCGAAUAUACACGCAAAAAUAUAGUAAAAGUUUCGACUUGAUUACUAGUUUCGUCAUGUAUAUAGUUUCUUAUCUAUCGCGAGUGAAUUUAAUUUGUAUAUCGCGAGUGUGUGUGUAUAUAGUGAGGCCAGAAACGCAUUAUCUUUGCUGAAAGAGCAUACGUAUACCGCACUAUUAACACUGUGUUUGACAAAGGAAGCAAAAUGAACCAGACCAGAAAUAAUUUUAUCAUAUUAACUUUGAUAAUAUCCUUUCGAUUAAAAAAGUAGAAACUGAGAGUGUUAAGUAAAAAAUAUUAAAGUCUUUGAGAUAUGAACUGCAUAUGUUACCACAUAUAAUAUAUAAAUUUAAUACUUUGUUUUUUAUGUAUUUUGUAACCAGCCGAAUUAACAUUCCUAAAUAUUUUAUAUUUUCAAGAUGUAACACGCCCUCAAAAUUAUAACAUCUACAUUAUUUCUCAAAAGCUUUGAUUUUUUUUUCUACUUUUAGCUUACUGUUGAUCGAAAGCUUAUAACAAUAUCACAAUUUUUAUCCACAAUUUAAAGGAUUCCACGUGUUACGAUAAAUAAUUUUGUUGAUGAGACAAAAAUUUUUUUUCCAAUUUUUCCGAAUGUUCUACACUUUUAGAAUAGAAUUAAAUUUAUUUAUUGAAACAUAAUUUUAUACGGUUCGUAACUUGGAAGAAUCCUGAAUGCGCAUCGUUUUGCAAAGAGUAGAUCCAAUUCCCUGCUAAAUUUUAAAAGUUUCAUCAAAGUGGUAUUCAAAGGUUAGGCAACUCUCGCUUCGAUUAAAUUGAUUAACUACAAGUCGUUUAAAAGGAUUAUUCUUAAAGGCUUCUUCGUUCGACGCUUUUGUCGUUCACAGUGUGAUGAUGUAUUUUGCCUGUAAUCUAAUAAUUUAGUUGAUUCUAUGAUCUCGUAACGUUCAAAUCAAUCGACUCACCACUGUUUAUACGAUCAAUUGUAGUUGAAAAUCGCUAAACUCUUCAAUCAAGAAUGAUCGUUUUCCUAUUGAUGCAAGCAGAAAUCGUUUCGCCAGGUAGAAAUUUCUAUUGUGUGUACAUAAAUAAUUUUUAAACGAAAGAAAAAUCAGUCGAUUCAAUAGCGCGAGCGAGAGUUGCUUGAUGUAAAUGUGCUUUAAUAUGAUUAAUCUGGAGUCGUUUGCAUUGGACAAUUGUAAGUCGAAACGAGCAGCUUGUUCAACUAAAAAACAGACAAGGCGCUUUUUUUACUUUUAUCUCUUCAUUAGUAAAUAAUCUCUUAGUCCGCAAAUGAUCUCCUCGUUUGCGCGGAUGUUUUGUACCAAUUUACGCGAUUUUAUUUCACACGGUCAGGAAUCCUAUGUAUCUGUCGUAUGUACAUGUACAUCGUAUGUAUCCUUCGAUAUCAUAAAACUUUCGUCUUUUCCGAAACAUCUUUUAUCACAUAUUUUAUUUAUAUCUUUUGAGUUAUUUGUUAACCAGGAAUUUAAGACACCCUAUAUAUUUACUAAAGUUUUUAUUUAAUUAUAUUAGUUAUAUCUUUUCUGGUUUGGGUUCAUUGGAUCACAGUAACGACACACUCACAGCGAAUGAAAUUUAUUUCGAUUUUUCUGAAUUUUCGUUGUCAUUCGUUUUCCUCAUUAAUACUUUUGUAUAUCGAUUUUUUUGUAGUGUUUUCUUUAACGAAUAGAUACAACGCAAAUUGAAGGACGAGUAGAUAUGUAUGAAAUAUUUAUUUUCAAUAUUUAUAUAAUAUUUCCCAUUGGGGCUAUCGGCAACUAGGGUAGAAAAUUUAUUUCAGGAUAACGUAGAACAAAAUUGUAGUACGACGAAAAACAUGAGGUUUUACUUUUUAUAUUUAAAAAAAGAAAAAUUAUUCGAACUUCUGAAAAUAUAUCGUUGUUAUCAAACUUUCGAAUGAAAAAUUACGAAUUCGUCAUUUUGACCAUUUUGAUAGUUCUAGCGUCAAAGAAUUUAACAAUGAGAUAAUUAUUGCAUCCAUGAGAUUGAUUACAUAUUCACUCUAUUUAACAGUUUAAAAUUAUAUUUAAUCGUUAGACUGCGGAUUUUUAUGCAAAUUUCGUGAAAAUGUAUUACAGAGCCGUGUUUUCAAUAUUUUAUACUUUCUCGUGCAUCCUAUGCGUUUUUUACACCUCUAAAUUUUCCAUGAAUACGUAGGAGUCCGCAAAAAUUUUGGUAGUUCUAACGUCAAAGAAUUUAACAAUGAGAUAAUUAUUGCAUCCAUUAGAUUGAUUACAUAUUCACUUGUUCACCCUAUUUAACAGCUUAAAAUUAUAUUUAAUCGUUAGACUGCGGAUUUUUAUGCAAAUUUCGUGAAAAUGUAUUACAGAGCCGUGUUUUCAAUAUUUUAUACUUUCUCGUGCAUCCUAUGCGUUUUUUACACCUUUAAAUUUCCCACGAAUACAUAGAAAUUCGCAAAAAUUGAAACUUGCUAAAUUUAUUUACUCCGACACGGUCGUCGCGAAACUGUUAACGGUGUUGAAAUUUUCGAAUCCCUGGCGGAUACUGUUGGUACUCUCUACUCGCGACUUACAAACUAAAUUUCACACAGCAUAAUCGAAUCUGAUAUAUUCUUAUUAAUGCAGCACGAUGUAAGCGCACAAGCUGGAAGCAUAUUAAAUCAUAAGCUAGCUGACGAAUUAACUAGGUCAUCCGCAAUUUCUUUAAAAAGGUACGCGUCCCGCGAACAAGGGUCUCCAGGGUCUUCGGUGGGAAAUGUCAAGGGCCAGAUUAUUCCCAUGAAUCGGGAGUGCAAGUUCGCAGCAACGGAAGUAAUUGUUUGUCGAGAGACUUGAAGGAUACUGCCUGCGAGGAGCAACAAGACACAUCCUAUCCUUUCAACAGGCAGCACGUAAUACGCAGCAAUUACAUAGGCAAAAGUGUCGAAGCCAAGAAGAAGGUGAUCAGGAUGCUGUUUGUCAUCGUGCUGGAAUUUUUCGUCUGUUGGGCACCGUUGCACGUGAUCAAUACGUGGUAUCUUUUCGCGCCGGAUCUCGUGUACUCCACGGUUGGAAGUACGGGCAUCAGCUUGGUACAGUUGCUGGCCUACGUUUCCAGUUGCUGUAAUCCUAUCACGUACUGCUUUAUGAACCGGAAGUUUCGGCAGGCUUUCCUUAGCCUUUUCGAUUGUCAUCGUUGUUGGAGAGUAGGUUGUAGGAACAGCGAUAUUGCUAUGGCCUCAACAAGAAAUGCGGCUCAAGCUGGGAACAACAGCGAGCUGAGCGGAAACGAAUCGACAGUUUACCUUGGGAAAGCAUCCCUUGUCACCAGAUCC